Messenger RNA from Raphanus sativus (radish), 2744 nucleotides. RefSeq names its product cell division control protein 48 homolog E. Gene Ontology annotation, biological process: mitotic spindle disassembly; retrograde protein transport, ER to cytosol; autophagosome maturation. Gene Ontology annotation, cellular component: cytosol; nucleus; VCP-NPL4-UFD1 AAA ATPase complex. The coding region runs from base 145 to 2583 and encodes 812 amino acids. NCBI's taxonomy places the organism in Eukaryota, Viridiplantae, Streptophyta, Magnoliopsida, Brassicales, Brassicaceae. The transcript is spliced from 7 exons. Gene Ontology annotation, molecular function: ATP hydrolysis activity; polyubiquitin modification-dependent protein binding; ATP binding. The record is from RefSeq and is a predicted model, not a curated record.
AACACACAGAUAUAAAACCAAACUGCUCCUCCCUUCAUCUCUCUCUCACAUAAUCGCAGUUAAGAGACUCAUCUCUCUUCUAAUCCAUCUCUCUAAGACACAAAGUUCGCAACUCUCUUUGGUCUAUUCCGACAAAUCACCACCAUGUCAAACCAACCUGAAUCAUCUUCCGACUCGAAGUCAUCGAAGAAGGAUUUCAGUACAGCUAUCCUUGAGAGGAAGAAGUCUCCUAACCGACUCGUUGUCGACGAAGCCAUCAACGAUGACAACUCCGUCGUCUCUCUCCAUCCCGCCACCAUGGAAAAGCUCCAGCUUUUCCGCGGCGAUACAAUUCUCAUCAAGGGAAAGAAAAGGAAGGACACUGUUUGCAUUGCUCUUGCCGAUGAAUCAUGCGAGGAACCUAAGAUUAGAAUGAACAAGGUCGUAAGGUCCAACUUGAGGGUUAGACUGGGUGAUGUCAUCUCUGUUCACCAUUGCCCUGACGUCAAGUACGGACAGCGUGUUCACAUCUUGCCUCUUGAUGAUACCAUCGAAGGUGUUACUGGAAACCUCUUCGAUGCUUACCUCAAAUCUUACUUCCUUGAAGCAUACCGCCCAGUGAGGAAGGGCGAUCUCUUCCUAGUGAGAGGAGGAAUGAGGAGCGUGGAGUUCAAAGUCAUCGAAACCGAUCCAGCUGAGUACUGUGUGGUGGCUCCAGACACUGAGAUUUUCUGCGAGGGAGAACCAAUCAAGAGGGAGGACGAAGAAAGGCUAGACGAAGUCGGUUACGAUGAUGUUGGUGGCGUCAGGAAACAGAUGGCUCAGAUCAGAGAGCUCGUUGAGCUUCCUCUGAGGCAUCCUCAGCUCUUCAAGUCGAUCGGCGUGAAGCCGCCGAAAGGUAUCCUCCUCUACGGACCACCCGGAUCAGGGAAGACUCUCAUCGCUCGCGCCGUGGCUAACGAGACCGGAGCGUUCUUCUUUUGUAUUAACGGGCCUGAGAUCAUGUCGAAGAUGGCAGGUGAGAGCGAGAGCAACUUAAGAAAGGCUUUCGAGGAGGCGGAGAAGAAUGCUCCUUCCAUUAUAUUUAUCGAUGAGAUUGAUUCCAUUGCGCCUAAGAGAGAUAAGACUAACGGUGAGGUUGAGAGGAGGAUCGUCUCUCAGCUGCUGACGCUCAUGGAUGGACUGAAGUCACGUGCGCAUGUGAUUGUCAUGGGAGCGACGAACCGUCCCAACAGUAUUGACCCGGCUUUGAGGAGGUUUGGGAGGUUCGACAGGGAGAUUGACAUUGGUGUUCCUGAUGAGAUUGGACGUCUUGAAGUGCUUAGGAUCCACACCAAGAACAUGAAGCUUGCUGAAGAUGUUGAUCUAGAGAGAAUCUCCAAGGACACACAUGGAUAUGUUGGUGCUGAUCUUGCAGCUCUGUGCACUGAAGCUGCUCUUCAGUGUAUCAGAGAGAAGAUGGAUGUGAUCGACUUGGAAGAUGAGUCUAUCGACGCUGAGAUCCUCAACUCCAUGGCGGUGUCUAACGAACACUUCCACACCGCUCUUGGAAACAGCAACCCAUCUGCACUCCGUGAAACCGUUGUGGAGGUUCCAAAUGUCUCCUGGGAGGAUAUUGGAGGUCUUGAGAAUGUUAAAAGAGAGCUGCAGGAGACUGUUCAGUACCCCGUGGAGCAUCCAGAGAAGUUCGAAAAGUUUGGGAUGUCUCCAUCGAAGGGAGUUCUAUUCUACGGUCCUCCCGGAUGUGGGAAAACACUCUUAGCCAAAGCUAUAGCAAACGAGUGCCAAGCGAACUUCAUCAGCGUAAAGGGACCCGAGCUUCUCACCAUGUGGUUUGGAGAGAGCGAGGCCAACGUCCGUGAGAUCUUCGACAAGGCUCGCCAAUCUGCUCCUUGCGUUCUCUUCUUCGACGAGCUAGACUCCAUUGCUACUCAGAGAGGGAGCAGCGUGGGCGAUGCGGGAGGUGCAGCCGAUAGAGUUUUGAACCAGCUUCUGACGGAGAUGGAUGGGAUGAAUGCCAAGAAGACUGUGUUCAUCAUCGGUGCAACUAACAGGCCUGAUAUUAUAGAUCCAGCUCUUCUUCGACCUGGAAGACUCGACCAGCUCAUCUACAUUCCUUUACCUGAUGAGGAUUCUCGUCUCAACAUCUUCAAGGCGUGCUUGAGGAAGUCUCCUGUUGCUAAAGAUGUUGACGUGACUGCACUCGCCAAGUACACUCAGGGGUUCAGCGGUGCUGAUAUCACUGAGAUUUGCCAGAGAGCUUGCAAGUACGCCAUUAGAGAAAACAUCGAAAAGGAUAUAGAGAGGGAACGUAGAAGGAGCGCAAAUCCAGAGGCAAUGGAGGAAGAUAUGGUGGAUGAUGAGGUUGCAGAGAUAAGAGCUGCUCAUUUCGAAGAGUCGAUGAAGUAUGCAAGGAGGAGUGUGAGUGAUGCUGAUAUUCGCAAGUACCAGGCUUUUGCUCAGACGCUGCAGCAAUCAAGAGGGAUUGGAACUGAGUUUAGGUUUGACCCAACUGCGACUGGACGCACUACUGGUGGUGGUGCGACUGCUGAUCCCUUUGCCACUUCUGCAGCAGCUGCCGAUGAUGAUGAUCUCUAUAGUUAGAUUAUGUCCUUCUCAAAAGUAGUUGUUCUUUUCUUUUUCUUUUUUUAAGCUAUGUUUAAUUUAGUGAACCUUCUAAAUGAAUGAUGUCGAGAGUUAUAUACGGAAAACUCAUUGUGGUUUGUUAUGUUAUCAUCAUUCGAAAUAAACUUGAGCUCUGAUUA